GGGACUCGGCUAGGGAGACUCUUGGGUGCCCCACAAAAAGCAGGAAGCGAGGGAAGGGCAGACAGGGCUCAGAAGUAGGGCCAGAGGGGGCGGCAAGAAGCAAUUGCUGGGAAGCGGUCUUGCAACUCUGCCCCCUUCCGCCGUCCGCCUCCGCCCCUAUCAGGGACAGCGUGGGGUGGGGACUUCCCCCAGGCCCAGGCAGUAUAAGGCCGUCUCCCCAGGCCAGGGAACCCAGAGGGGAGAGGAGGGCCACCAUGUUCUCCUGGAGUGGACGAGCCCAGAGCCCAAGGGGCCUGGAGCCCUGUCUUUCUAGAACCUUGUGCCUGCUGCUGCUGUUCCUGGUCCCAGCCCGGGGGGUCACCCCUAGCCCCGAAGCCUGCAGGGUGUCCCAUUCAGAAAACGACACCUUCGUGGUAUGCUACCAGCCGGCCCAGUUCCCCAGCCACCUGCCAGCCAACACCUCCUACCUGUCGGUGGAGUUCUCCAACCUGACCCAGCUGCCGGCCGGGGCCCUCCAGGGCACCCCUCAGCUCCGCGAACUGCACCUCUCCACCAACCGGCUGGAGAAGCUCUCCGCGGGGCUGCUGCUGCCCGCGCCCCAGCUCAGGUUGAUGGACCUCACCCGCAACGCCCUGACCCGGCUGCCGCCGGGGCUCUUCCGGGCCUCGGCCGCCUUGGACACCCUGGUGCUGAAGGAGAACCUGCUGGAAGUCCUGGAGGCCGCCUGGCUGCAGGGCCUGGAAGCGCUGCAGUAUCUGGACCUGUCCGGCAACCUCCUGCGCGCACUGCCCCCGGGGCUGCUGGUCAACGUCACGGCCCUGCGCACCCUGGACCUCCGGGAGAACCAGCUGGAGACCCUGCCCCCCGACCUCCUCAGCGGCCCCGUUUGUCUGGAGCGGCUGCACCUUGAGGGCAACAGACUGCGCGCCCUCGGUGACCGCCUGCUGGCGCCCCAGCCGGGCCUGCGCGUCCUCUUCCUGGGCGACAAUGGGCUGGCGGCGGUGGCAGCCGGUGCCUUCCGAGGCCUGCGGCAGCUGGACAUGCUGGACCUCAGCAAUAACUCGCUGAGCAGCGUGCCCGAGGGGCUCUGGGCCUCCCUCGGGAAGCCCACCUGGGACAUGAGGGACGGCUUCGACCUCUCCGGGAACCCCUGGCUCUGUGAUGAGAACCUGGGCGACCUCUAUCGCUGGCUCCUGACUAACGAGGACAAGAUGUUCUUCCCGAAUGACACGCGCUGCGCUGGGCCCGAGGCCGCCAGGGGCCGGACGCUCUUGGCAGCGGCCCGGGCUCGGUGAGGCCUGGGCGGGCCCGGCAGACGCCACCUCCCCGAGGUGACGCAAGGCUGGCUCCACUGUGGCCCCGGUGGCCCGCCCGCGCUCCCCGAACCCUCCCAGCGCCAGGCUCCUUGCCUUUACUCAAGCCGUUCCCUGUCCCUGGAAUUCCGUUCCCCAUUUUCCAGAUCUUUUGGUGUCCAAGCUCCCCCAGCCACCCCCCUGCCCUUAUCCGGUUUCUUCUCCCUGGGGGGGCUCCGCUAGAGCCCGGUCUGAGCCUGAGUUCUCUGGGAUUCGGAUUCAGCACCCUUCAGCUUGGGGCAGACCCGAGCCGGUUAAUAAAUAACUCCAGCAACCGAAA
Molecule: messenger RNA, 1632 nt
Organism: Tupaia belangeri chinensis (Chinese tree shrew)
Lineage: Eukaryota; Metazoa; Chordata; Mammalia; Scandentia; Tupaiidae
Gene: LRG1
Product: leucine rich alpha-2-glycoprotein 1
Exons: 4
Coding region: 255-1295 (346 amino acids)
Molecular function (GO): protein binding
Source: RefSeq, a predicted model, not a curated record